GGCAGGGGCGCCCGGGAGCCGCCGUUUCAGUCUCCCCGUGAGAGUCGCACCUGCGAGGGCGCGGCCUCUGCCCCGGACGCUCCCACGCGGGUUAUCCGUCGGGCGCGCCGCCUCCAAACAAGCUCAGCAGGAAAUGUUAUCUCUGAGUUAAAGCGUUUGGGGAGAAAGGGGCUGACGAAGGUGCCCGUUGGGGGCUUGGUGCUGAGCGUGGUCCUGUGGGAGCACCUGGAGCCCUCAGGCCCCGGCGCUGGAUCCGGACCAGCCGCUGGCCCCUGAGGCUGAGAGUGACCGCGGUGCCGUCUUCACGGGGUCAGGGGAAGACCCGGGUCCACGUCACCUUCCUGGUUGGGGGGUGGGAUGCGGAUUCCUGAGGCUGAAACGCGGCUGCUUUGGGGGUGAAUACACUGUGUGGGGUAGGAAAACAUAGAGCCCUGGUUUGAAGAGUGAACUUGAUGCUAGAAAGCCAAGGAUUUGUCCGGUCUGCCACUUCCAGGAGCGGGGGCCUUAAAUCCUCCCCACUGGUGGGAUUGACGUGAAUCAUUCCUGAAGUUUUGUAUAAAGCAGUAGCUGUUUGAGCUGAGCCAGCCUCAGAUCCCACAGCUGUAAGUUAGGGGGAUGCGGUGUUGGUAAGUCUUGCCCACCUCACGAGGUUGUUACCUGAGAGAGUUACGGGAACACGCUUGGAAAGUCAGCCCUAAAGCCCUGUGUGGAUAUGUGUGCAGACUGUCGGUGAGUUUUAAUCUGUGCCCCCCGAGCGCCAGGAAGUGCAGUGUAGCCCAGAGGGUUAGGGCUCAGCCUCUGCAGCCCGCUGCCCGCUGCCCGCGACCUUGGGCUGCCUGUGGCUGCGGGCGGCCUCCUAACGCCUCUGUGCUUCCAUUGACCUGGGCGGGUGGGUCAUUUGUUAAAGGUCAAGGGCAGGUCUGGCACACGCCAAGUGGUAGCUAAGUGCUUGUGAAAUAAAAUCACGAGCCACCGGGCAAGCCCCCUGCCCACUAAGGUCCGAGGUGUUAGGGUGACGAUCGUGACAUGUUGUCUUACUCUUGUGUUUAAGAAAUGGAAGAACUGGCAGAGCAUGGGGUGUUCCUCCCUCCGAAUAUGCAGGGGCUGACUGACGACCAGGUUGAAGAGCUGAAGUUAAGGGACGAGUGGGGUGAGAAGUGCGUGCCCAGCGGAGGCGCCGUGUUUAAGAAGGACGACAUUGGACGAAGGAAUGGGCAGGCUCCAAAUGAAAAAAUGAAGCAAGUUUUAAAGAAGACUAUAGAAGAAGCCAAAGCAAUAAUAUCUAAGAAACAAGUGGAAGCCGGUGUCUGUGUUACCAUGGAGAUGGUGAAGGAUGCCCUGGAUCAGCUCCGGGGGGCAGUGAUGAUUGUCUAUCCCAUGGGCCUGCCACCCUACGACCCCAUCCGGAUGGAAUUUGAAAAUAAAGAAGACUUGUCAGGAACUCAGGCAGGACUCAGUGUGGUCGAGGAGUCGGAAGCACAGCUGUGGUGGGCGGCCAAGGAGCUGAGAAGAACCAAGAAGCUCUCAGACUACGUGGGCAGGAACGAGAAAACCAAGAUCAUCGUCAAGAUCCAGCAGAGGGGACAGGGCGCCCCAGCCCGAGAGCCGGUGAUCAGCAGCGAGGAGCAGAAGCAGCUGAUGCUGUACUACCACCGCCGGCAGGAGGAGCUCAAGAAACUGGAAGAAAAUGACGAUGACUCCUGUCUGGAUUCUCCGUGGGCAGACAGCUCUGCUCUGAAGAGACACUUUCAGGGCGUGAAAGACAUAAAGUGGAGACCAGGGUGAGGCGCCGUGGUGACGCCCCCAGGAGUAUCCGCUUGCCUCUGGGCAAGCUGUGACAGUGGUGACGGUGGCCACGGAGAGGGACCCGCACAGUCCCGUGAACAAGGUUGAAAUUCCUGGUUUUCCUAGUUUCUCUGAGUUUGAAUUUUUACAAUAAAAUUUACUUAAAGCUGUAGAACUUAAAAAAUAUAUCCCCAGAAA
This is a messenger RNA of Miniopterus natalensis, 1983 nucleotides long. The record is from RefSeq and is a predicted model, not a curated record. Lineage: Eukaryota; Metazoa; Chordata; Mammalia; Chiroptera; Miniopteridae.